This is a messenger RNA of Zymoseptoria tritici IPO323, 390 nucleotides long. RefSeq lists its product as uncharacterized. The transcript has 2 exons. The coding region runs from base 1 to 390 and encodes 129 amino acids. The record is from RefSeq and is a predicted model, not a curated record. NCBI's taxonomy places the organism in Eukaryota, Fungi, Ascomycota, Dothideomycetes, Mycosphaerellales, Mycosphaerellaceae.
AUGUCGGCCACCAUCAUACUUUGCAAUACGCCAAUCUACAUCAUGACCACAGGCAGCCGUCCUCCAAGCGACCCCAUUCCGGCUCGUCGAUUCACUACGUCUGCCGCUCUUCACGCCCACCUUCGCUCUCACAAGCGCUUCGUGCUUUCCUGGACCGUCUUUCGACAACACCUGACGGACCACUGUGCUUUUGACUCAGCUACGGAUGCUGUCGUCUACGCGAAAGAGCCCGCGUUCGAGGCCAAAAUGGUACGUAACGAGGCAGAGCUGAACGAAGCGUUUCGCGAAAUGAGAAACGGAAGGGGUGGAGUUGGAUUCUGGGUCGUGAGAGGAGAUGUGUUCGCGAAUGGAUUCUUGGCCUCUGCGAAGCAGGUCGAGUUUUGGAGCUAG